GAAUCGGACGGGGGAUUGUAGAAAAGAGAAAAAAAAAGAAAGAAGCAGAGACAAACAGAGCGGCGUUCCUACGGUCUUCUACCCUGCCUUCGAGCCCCUUCUCGUCGAGAACCGUGGAAGGUCACUCGCAAAAAACGGCGAACCACUACGGGGUGCAUUACGCGAGCUCGUACGGCUGCAGCAACGGCGCACCGAGCGUGUACACCACCGGCACCGGCUGCACCGCCAACGGCUGCAGCUUCAACCUGCAGCAGCAGCCGUCGUAUCAUCAUCACCAUUACCAACAGCAGCAGCAGCAGCAGCAGCAGCUCCACGAGGACUACCGGCCGAUUUACUUUUACGUGGCGCAGCCCUACACGAUCCCGUACACCUUCGCCAAGCGACCAAAGCCGGCCGCGUCGUCGUUGCUGAGGACCGUUGCCAAGCCGCCGGCAGCGCGCGGCAAUUGCCGCGUCAAGUUCUCCCGCAGGCUCGGCAACGCCGACUUCUCGCAGAAGGUCAAGCAAGGCGAAUUCUCCAGGAGCCUGAACCAGGUGCACUUUGCGGAGAGCCACGGUCAAGACUUGAAGAGACUGCAUCCAUCUGUCUGUUUCUUCGAUGCUUUCCCGUUCGGACGGGAUCCUCGCCCGUCUCGAAGCGCGCCGACGUUACGAAUUUGUACUGUUAUUCCGCCGGCGGAGCGGACGCUGUGCCCUCUCCUCCGCCGCGGAGGCUUCCACACCGGACGGUUCCCGUCGCUCGCGAGCUUCCCGAAGACUGGACCGUUGUCGCGCGACCCGAGGAUGACGUCCAUGUUCCGCAGGGGCACGAUCUUCGCGACGUUCUUCCUGUCACUGCUGGGCGGCGGCCUCGUGUGCGCCGCCCUGGUGACGCAGCACUGGGUGGAGGCGCGACCGUGGAGGACGCCGAAUCCUCAAGAGAGCGCCGGCAGGAUUCACUUUGGCCUGCUGCAGGGCAAGAAGGAAUUGAACGUCGCUUACGGAUGGAGGACGUAUCACGUGUCCGUGCCUCAGAUGAUCCGCCAGGACCCGUCAGUGAUGUCCUGGUCCCUUUGGAUCGGCACUCUGACGACGACGUCGGCCGCCUUGGUAGCGGCUGCGCUCGCCGCGCUCUUGGCAGUUCUCAACACGGCCACCUCACCGAGAUCGAAGAUCCUGUCCAUCCCUAGUGUCUACUUUAUAAAUAUGUUAACACUAUUAAUGUGCUUGGCCAGCACUUGCACCUGGUUAGCGCAAUAUUACACAAGACUGUACGUCAAUGUGCUUCCGAAGGAGGACAUCGACAACAUGUGGACCAGCGAAGGCUCCGCUGAGCUCGGCUAUUCAUUCUGGCUCGUCGUCAGCGCUGGCAUCGUGCACCUUAUCAGCAUAGCGUUAGUCGGCUGGGGGUCGGGCAGAGAGAAAGACGAUCGUCUGGAGCCGAUCCCCGCGCUCGAAGAGAAGACAGCUGCAGCGAUAAUGUUGUACUGAACGUUGCGGCGCGACGAGGUCAACGAAACAGGCACUCUCGUGGAUGACGUCCAGGUCUGCAUCUCAGAUCGUCGACGGACGGAGAGACUAGACGACCGAAUCGCGCAGUUCCUACAGAACGUUUCGCGCACGAAAAUUGGCCGGAUUGUGUAUGGAAAAGGAUGCUUUAUUGUAACUUAAUCUAUGUAUUGUUACGUCUUAUCGAUAAGGUCGCAAUCUAGACAAUAAUUGGACUUAGAUCCAACAGCCUGAGUCGCCUUGAGAUUUCUGUCGUUGGUAUACGCUCGUAUACAGACGUAUAAGCGACGCUAUCAAAUGCGAGACGGCGCCGCGUGCGUUACUUCAGCCCUUCGGAGCUUACCCCGAGGUAUUGAAAUACUCGAAAACAACCCCUCUUAGAUUUAGCGCUCCAUUUCCCGUUCGUCUCUUCCUCUUUUGCUUUUUUACAAAGGCGAUUACCUUGACUAGACUGGGCUCGAUUUGAAACGAUAAUAUACGUUGCAUAGUUUAAGUAGUUGUAAAGAAGGAUGUAUCUCCGCGACGAGUAAGCGUGAUGUGCACCUUUCCCUCGAGGCAUCGAUUUAUCUCUCGCGCGAUUAUUUUUCUCUCGAUAUCACUCCUCCUCCUCCUCUAUAACAUACGCUUAAUUUGCACGUUGCGAAAACGGUAAUUCGCAGUUGGAUUGAAAUUCCGCCGCGCGUGAAACGCGCGAUAUGAAAAAAUGUAAAUACAAUAGCAAGUUUGCCCUCCGACGGUAUAUUUAUUUAUGAUGUCGCGAGUGUACGAUAAUAAAACAGCGAGCGAAAUUAUGUUUAUACACAGUGUAAUCCUGUUUCGCUGUUUUAUCAUUAAUAUAUGUAUACGUUUCGUGUACAUUCUCUCCGUUACAAAAGCUUCGUCGUUAUUGUAUACCUUGCAAAAUGGCUCGUGUGUAUUGUACAUGGCGGUAAUCGUUAGUAGUUUGUGUGUGCGGCAGGAAGGAAUAGUACGCAUCUUCCUCUCGAGGGAAGAUGUAUCAUGAUGAGAAAACGUGGGAUAAUAUAAAAAAAAAAAAGGAAAACGGAAAUUGCACCAGCGGGAU
Messenger RNA from Harpegnathos saltator (Jerdon's jumping ant), 2550 nucleotides. RefSeq lists its product as uncharacterized. Bases 783 to 1469 code for a protein of 228 amino acids. Lineage: Eukaryota; Metazoa; Arthropoda; Insecta; Hymenoptera; Formicidae. The transcript is spliced from 6 exons. The record is from RefSeq and is a predicted model, not a curated record.